This is a messenger RNA of Mixia osmundae IAM 14324, 2406 nucleotides long. RefSeq lists its product as uncharacterized. Gene Ontology annotation, molecular function: GTP binding; translation elongation factor activity; GTPase activity. The transcript is spliced from 6 exons. NCBI's taxonomy places the organism in Eukaryota, Fungi, Basidiomycota, Mixiomycetes, Mixiales, Mixiaceae. Gene Ontology annotation, cellular component: mitochondrion. The coding region runs from base 1 to 2406 and encodes 801 amino acids. Gene Ontology annotation, biological process: mitochondrial translational elongation. The record is from RefSeq and is a predicted model, not a curated record.
AUGAUACGGACAGCUCGAGUGCUCAGAUGCACCUGCGGACACUCCUCAGGCCAGACUGCAGCCUACAGACCCAUCGCACAGCCAGCGAGACGCUGUAGCACUCCGGCAAGGGCAGCGACACCUCUGACAUCGCCGCCACAGACGUCGGCAUGCCUCAUCACGAGAGCAGCGAGAUCGAGGAGAGGCUAUGCGACCCAUGCAGCGCCAUCUGCAGCCGCACUCAAGGAUGGCAAGCUGCCGACCGACGUCUUCUCGCUCAAUAGCAGCGACAUCAAACGCCUGUCUGCCAUGCGCAACGUUGGCAUCUCUGCCCAUAUCGACUCAGGCAAGACGACCCUGACCGAGCGGGUGCUUUUCUACACCGGACGCAUCAAGGCCAUCCACGAAGUCAGAGGGAGAGACGCGGUAGGCGCAAAGAUGGACUCCAUGGAACUCGAGAGAGAAAAGGGCAUCACCAUCCAGAGUGCUGCUACAUUCUGCGAUUGGUCUGUGAGAGAGACGCCGGUCAAGCAAGCGCAGAAUGACUACAAGAUCAACAUCAUCGACACUCCAGGCCACGUCGAUUUCACCAUAGAAGUCGAGCGAGCGUUACGCGUUCUUGAUGGCGCAGUGCUCGUGCUUUGUGCUGUCUCUGGCGUACAGAGUCAAACCAUUACCGUCGACAGGCAGAUGCGCCGCUACAACGUCCCUCGUGUCACCUUUGUCAACAAGAUGGACCGUGCUGGUGCCAAUCCUUGGAGGGUUCUGACACAGAUACGACAAAAGCUCAAGCUCGCCGCUGCUGCCGUUCAAAUCCCGAUCGGCGCAGAGAAUGACUUUGGGGGUGUCAUUGACAUUGUUCGUAUGAGAGUCAUCCGUAACGAAGGCGAGAAGGGUAUCGAUAUCGUCGAGAGCGCUGAGAUACCGGCAGAAUUACAGACGAUGGCGGAAGAAAAGCGUGCAGAGCUGAUCGAGAACGUCGCUGAAGUAGACGACGAGGUAGCCGAGCUGUUCUUGGAAGAGAAGCCAGUAUCAGCAGAACAGCUAGCCGCGGGCAUCCGGCGCGCCACCAUUGCUCGCAAAUUCACGCCUGUCUUCAUGGGUUCGGCGCUGGCAAACAAAGGCGUGCAGCCUUUACUUGAUGGCGUCUGUAGCUACCUGCCCAACCCUUCUGAAGUCUCUUCGACUGCUCUCGAUUACAGCAAGCCAGCAGCUCCUCCGCUUGAUCUCGUUCCUACCGGCACAGCACCGCUCGUCGGACUAGCUUUCAAGCUAGAGGAAGGCCGCUACGGUCAGCUUACCUACAUGCGCGUCUACCAAGGUUCUCUCGCAAAAGGCGGCGUCAUCGUCAACGUCAGGACGGGCAAACGCGUCAAAGUGCCUCGUCUAGUGCGGAUGCAUUCGGACGAAAUGGAAGACAUCAACAGCGUCGGCGCAGGCGAAAUCUGUGCCAUGUUCGGCGUCGAGUGCUCGUCAGGUGAUACCUUCACCGAUGGAUCCGUACCUUACUCGAUGACGUCUAUGUUCGUGCCUGAGCCUGUCAUCUCUCUCGCUAUCCGGCCGCAAGGUCAGGAGACGCCUAAUUUCUCUCGCGCGCUUAAUCGCUUUCAAAAGGAAGACCCGACCUUCCGAGUACACGUAGAUAACGAAUCGCAGGAGACCAUCAUAUCUGGCAUGGGUGAACUGCAUCUAGACAUCUACGUCGAACGGAUGAAAAGGGAAUAUCAAGUCCCCUGCAUCACUGGCAAGCCGCGCGUCGCUUUCCGUGAAACCGUGACUUCACCUAGCGAGUUCAACUAUGUUCACAAAAAGCAGACGGGCGGCGCUGGCCAGUAUGCCAAAGUCAUAGGCAAGAUCGAGCCCAUGGAGAUGGACGAAGCAACUGGCAAGGACACCGCGUUCGAGUCUCGUGUCACAGGCGGCAACAUUCCAUCGUCGUACAUCCCUGCCGUCGAGAAGGGCUUCAAAGAUGCGCUGGAGCGAGGCAAUUUGACGGGCCAUCCCAUCACGGGAUGCCGGUUUAUCCUGGAGGACGGUGCUUUCCAUCCGGUCGAUUCAUCUGAGUUGGCCUUCCGAAUGGCAGGUCAGGCAGCCUUCAGGGAUGCAUAUGCACGCAGCAAUGGCGUCGUGCUAGAGCCUGUCAUGAAAGUCGAGGUGGUGGCGCCAGUAGAAUUCCAAGGCAACGUCAUCGGAGGCAUCAAUCAACGCAAAGGCACGAUCCUCGACAGCGAAGUGCGCGACGAAGAAUUCACGCUUGAGGCAGAAGUCUCGCUCAACGAUAUGUUUGGCUAUGCCUCUCAGCUGCGCGGGAUGACGCAAGGAAAAGGCGAAUUCACUCUCGAGUAUCGCAAGCAUGCGCCAGUGCUGCCUAAUGUGCAAAAGGAGAUGGAGAAGGAGUUUAGAUCUUUCACCGGUCGCAAAGGAUAG